UUUAUCAACAAGGUUGCUGAGAUUGCUUGCAGCUGUUCAUAGCAAGAACUUUUGGGAUGUUCUAAGCUAACCUUACAUUUGACGUUAAAACUUUACCUUUCAGUGUAAAUGCAGAUGGAAAGCAACGAAUUGACACAGGAUUUUUAAGAAAAGUUAUAAGCAUGAGUGUGCCCGGUGAGAGCAGAAGUCCUCCCCCCCCUCCUGCUGAGGAAGAGGAGCAAAGUGAUGCGGAGCUGGAACGCGAUGAAGAUGAGGAGCUGAGUGAUGCGGAGCCGGAACACGAUGAAGACGAGGACGAAGAACCCAUCUCUGCUCUGGCUCCAGAGGUGGGGCUUUCAGAAGAGGACUCCGCCCACUCCCUGGCCAGCCCAGUGUUCCAGUGGCUCGAUGAGCUCCUCUCUGCUGGCAAGAUCAGUAAAGCCAAAAUAGCAAAGCUAAAGGCUAGCUUCAGUCUACUGCAGGACACACUAAAGAGCUCUCAGGACGCAGAGCUGAAUCUCGUCCAGGAGUGUAAGCGGUACCGAGUGGCGUUGCGCUGCCAGCGUGCAGAUCUGGGGAAAGCGGAGGAGUUUCCAGAAGGUUCCGACAGCGAGACCUACCGCUUAAGACAACAACUACUGAAGAUCCACAACGACCUGCAGGAGUCGGAGGAGCGCCACCAAAACACCAUCUACCAGAUAGAGUGUCUUCAAGAGGAGAAGAUGCAGCUAGAGAAAGAGUAUGAAACUCAACCCAAGCCUGUCGAGCUGGAGAAGCGCUGUAAGUCUCUGAGGGAGAGCGGUGAGGAGAUGCGUAAGGAGAUCUCACAGCGCCGCCUAGAGGUCAGGAGUUUAACGGAGGACACCGAGGCUCACAGGAGACUCCUCAUCAAAGAGCAGCAGGAGCUCAGAGACAAGCAGGACAUCAUCGACAUACAUGAGGCUGAAUUGGCUCAGCUCCUGCCAGUUCCUGGUCAGUUGGGGAAGGAGAUUGAGAGGAUCAAUCGCAAGAAAGAGGAGGUGCUGAAGAAGCAGGCCAGUCUGGAGGAGCAGCUGAGUGAGCUGUGUGCGGAGCAGCGGGGCGUCCAGGAGCAGAGUGUGUAUGUGGAGCAGAAGCGCAGGGAGGCGCUGAGGGAGGUGGAGGGGAGACGCACCCACAUAGAGGCGGCCGAGAGGGAGCGCAGUCUGCUCCUCAAGGACCACCACAUGAGCAAGGAGAAGGAGGUCAUACUGCUGGGACACAGAGGGGUGCAGGACGUUACCCUAAGUCAGGUGUUGAGUGAGAAGAAGCGUCUGCAUGAGGCGGCGGCCCGGGGCGUGAGGGAGCGAGACCGACACCUGCGCAGUCUCAAGAAGAAAGAACAACAGCUGCGUCACACACACGAAGCACUCACACACACACAAGCACGUCACCUCAAGACCAAGACUGAGAGGGAUAAUCUCCCUGAUGGUGAAGGGGCGGUGCAAAAGAGAAAUGAGCUGCAGAAGGAAGUGGACAAACUCAAACGCAGCUUACUACACCAGCAGUCUGUAGCUGGUGUGGAGACCCAGCUGGUGGAGGCGGCCUUGGCUCAUGAGCAGGAGCUGGUGAAGGAGACGCAUCGUCAGAGGGAGGAGCUUAGACACCUGGCCUGCCUCGCCCAGGUCAAAGAGGACGAGAGAGACCAGAAGAGUAGAGAGUUACUGAGAGCCCAGCAACGCCUCCAGCGCAUCAAAGAGGACCUGCGGGGGAAAGACAUGGUGAUCCAGGAGCACAAGAAACAGAGCAUGGAGAUCCAGUCCAGGCUGGGUGUGUUUGCUAAGAUGUAUGACGUGAUCAAAGGCGAGCGGAACAAGUGUGUGAUGCUGAUCCAGACGGCGUCCCAGCGCUCGACCGAGACGGGAGAAAGCCUCAAGAUCCUGGAGAACGAGCUGGACAUCAUACACACCACCGCCAUCAACAAGGACAAACUGCUGCAGAAGUCUCGUCUGCGGCGCGUGCACGGGCACCUGGUGCGUGACGCGCUGCGGAAGGACAUCAGCAAGGUGGCGUGCGUCCUGCUGGACAUGCGACAGCUGCGGGACGAGCAGAAGCUGCGCCUGGGACGCCUCACACACCUCAUCAACACACACGAGCAGCAGCUGCUUCACAUGCGCAAGGCCUACGACUGCGCCAUACAGGCCCGCAACGAGAGAGGGGUGCAGCUGCUGGAGAGGGAAGAGGAGAUGUGUAUCUUCUACGAGAAGGUGAACGUUCAGGAGGGGGUUCUGCGCGAGGGCAAUAUGGAGCUGCAGGUUCUCGAGGAGGAGAUCCACUCCGGUCAGAUGGCCAUCAGUGAGGAGAACCGGCUCAUCACGCUCGCCAGGGACCUGCUGCCCUGCAAGAAGAACCUGGGGGGAGAAAGCACCGUGCUCCAGAUACAGCUGUCGGAGUGUAAGGACCGGAGGUGGUCUCUGGAGCGAGCCCUGGAGGACCCCACACACCCCAGCCGCCUCAGACAGUUGGAGGGAGCAGACCCCUCCCCCCUGGAGCUGAUGACCAAGAUAGAGGAGCUGGAGCUGCGUCUGGCGGAGCGUGAGGAGCAGCUGCUGGAGAAGGAGCUGGUGUACGAUCAGGUGGGCCGACUCUGCCAGCGAAUCAGAGUCAAGGCUGAUAACGGCAAACAGGACACACUGCAGCUCGCCAAGAAGAUGACGUCUCUGCAGGUGCGUAUCAAAGAGGCGACGGCGAGUCUGAUGGCGUUGGUGGCGGAGCUGUCCAUGCGCCAGGCGGGCUCUAUGACCCUGCAGCAGCAGCUGAGGGAGCGGGAGCAGGAGCUGGAGUGUUGCCAGCGCAGGGUGGAGCAAGGCCUCGCCCCGUCCCCCGACACACACACACACUGGCUACACACACUCAGGGACCAGAGCAGGAGAGACAAGGAGAAGAGAGCCAAGGCACAGCUGCAGCUGGAGGAGGCGAGCAGUCUGCUUCCUAGCGGCGUGUACACCACAGCGGAGUCUCGUCCCAACGCCUACAUCCCCCCCGAGGGCGACCUGCCGCUGCCCAAGCCCUACGGGGCCCUCGCCCCCUUCAUGCCCACGGACCAAGGGGCCAACAUGCGCCACAUCCGCAAACCCCAACCCAAACCCAUCCAGAUCUGACACACACACACACACGCACACACACACACUCACACACACACACACACACUCUCACAUAAACACACACAC
Molecule: messenger RNA, 3167 nt
Organism: Clupea harengus (Atlantic herring)
Lineage: Eukaryota; Metazoa; Chordata; Actinopteri; Clupeiformes; Clupeidae
Gene: ccdc146
Product: coiled-coil domain containing 146
Cellular component (GO): cytoskeleton
Source: RefSeq, a predicted model, not a curated record